Molecule: messenger RNA, 2909 nt
Organism: Chara braunii
Lineage: Eukaryota; Viridiplantae; Streptophyta; Charophyceae; Charales; Characeae
Source: the annotation of a GenBank genome assembly
AGUUGGACCCUGAGGCCCUCCUCAUUAGCCACGAAGCAUGCCAAAGAAGCAGCACAGAAGAGCGACACGAGGUGAUAUCAUAUUGAACUUCCCAAAAGGGGACGGAAACCCUCUUGAGGAAGAGAAAACGACAAAAGGGAAAACGACAAAUCCGUAUCCUUACUCUAAGUCAGUGGCAGUCCGGGAGCGGGACACAAUGGAGAAGGAGGAGAAACAUGGACUGCCGGCACUGCAGUCACAAAGGCAAGCCCAGGCAGAAUGUGGACUUUCAGGAAAUUCAAUGCCUUCAGAAAGCACCCAAGCAAGACAACUGCUACAAGAGUGGGACUUGGAUGCUGAGGAGUGGAAGCAACACCAACACCAACAAGAACAAGAACAGCAGCAGCAGCAGCAGCAGGAGCAAAUGCGGGAGGGGGAGGGGGAGGGGGAGGAGGAGGAGGAGGAGGUGGUGGUAUGGGAGGGGCAAGAGAUAUGGGAGAGAACGGAGAUGGGAAUGCGGCGACUGCGUGGACUGGUGCCGGUGCCCGCGUGCGGCGCCUGCAAAGUUCACAUGCAGGAGGAGGAAGAGUCUAUUGAGCCUAUUCUGGACGGGAUAGGAAUGACAAGAGGAGGAGGAGGAGGAGGAGGAGGAGGAGGAGGAGGAGGAGGAGGAGGACUCCUUAAUCCUUCAUUCCUCGUGCGCCUCAUUUCAACUGUGCAAUCAUUGGCGUUCAGCAUGGAUGAUGUGAAGGGUAAAUUAUUGGAAUGCAGUUCGGUGAUGGAUAAGCGAAUGCGAGCAAUGGAAUCCUCCAUGAGCGGGAUGAAGGGCAUGAGCUUAGAAGAGACAAUAAGGAGAGCCAUACGGCAGGAGACGAGUGCAAGUGCGCCUGACAGUGUUAGUAGGAGAGAGACAGCGUCUACCUCCGACUCGACUUUGACAUGCAGACACUGUCACAUGCAGUCCGGCGUGGUAGCAAGGGAGCUCAGAAAACUGCGCGCAGAGCUUCGCCAACUCGAAAACCGCGUCCGCAAAUUAGAUAAGGCAAUGAAUACUAGCGCAAUGCCAAGCUUGUCGGCCACAUUGCCCAACACCGUGACAAUAGAAGCUGCAGCUCCUCCGCAGGAUGCUACUGCAACUGAUACCCAAAUUCGAUCUACGGCUACCAGCAGGCGUAGGAAGCAUCCCAGGGGUCCACCAAGUGUAAACAAUAGCCAGUAUCGCAACAGUACCAAUGGCCACGAGGACGGCAAUAGCUAUAAUAGCAGUCGCAAUGUGGAUAGCCGUCGCAAUAGCUAUAGCAAUCGAAGUGCUAAGCACGGCGUCAAUAGCAUUAGCAAGAUGAAGUCGCAGUUGGUUACGCCCAAACUGGACUGCACUAAAAAUAGCAACGGGAAUAGCAACGGGAAUAGCAACGGGAAUAGCAACGGGAAUAGCAACGGGAAUAGCAACGGGAAUAGCAACGGGAAUAGCAAUGGGAAUAGCAACGGGAAUAGCAAUAGCAAUAGCAACCGAAGAGCUAAUGGAGGUGGAAAUCGCAGUCCUAAAACCGAGUCCCAGUCCGGCAAGCCAAGACCGGAAUUCGGUAGGUGGCUUAUAGAAGUCGAGAGAUUCUUUGAAGCGGUAGGGGGUCCUGAGGAGAGGAAGCUCAUCAUAUGUCGCCCCUUGUUGGGGGGUCUCUAUCAUGCUUGGCUUCUGCACGGCGAUGACGACAUGGAACACAGAACGGCCAUGAAUCUGGAGUUUGCCUUCACUUGGGAUGAGUUGAAGCAUGCCAUGUGGGCUCGAUACCCAACUCGAAAGCCCGAACGAAAGGCAAGGCAUCUCCUUGAUAGGUGCAAACAGAACGGCAGACCCAUCCAGGACCAUAUUCAAGAAUUCGAGAAGAUUCUGGGAAUGGCCGAAAAGACGUAUCCAGAGGAAAUCAUCAUCGAGAAGUUCGUCGACAGUUUGGACGCGCGCUUGCGCAAGCAAGUCAGACCUAAGGAAGACGAAGUUGAGACCUUCGACGCCAUAGCCACCUUUGCACAGAAGCUUGCCAACCCAAAUUCAGGGCCCGGCAAUAGGGCGAUCUCGUUUGCUAGCUUCCAUUUCCAGUUCUGGUUCUGGUUCUGGUUCUGGUUCUGGUUCUGGUUCCAGUUCCGGUUCCGGUUCUGGUUCCGGUUCCGGUUCCAGUUCCGGUUCCAGUUCCAGUUCCGGUUCCGGUUCCAGUUCCGGUUCUGGUUCCGGUUCCGGUUCUGGUUCCAGCAAAAGGGUGCCACUGUCUCCUUCAACGAGUUGGCACCGGACAACCGGUCACCGUAUGGAAUGCAGAGGAUCCAACAUCCAACACACGUGGACAUCAACAUUGAGGACGACUCCCUUCCUUCACAACCAUCACCAGCAGAUGGUCACAAGAAGAAGUCGAAGAAGAAGAGAGAAGAAGAAGUCGAAGAAGAAGAAGUCGAAGAAGAAGUCGAAGAAGAAGUCGAAGAAGAAGAAGAAGUCGAAGAAGAAGUCGAAGAAGAAGAAGAAGUCGAAGAAGAAGAAGAAGAAGAAGAAGAAGAAGAAGAAGAAGAAGAAGAAGAAGAAGAAGAGGAGGAGAGGGAGGUGGGGGGGGUGCCGAUGGGUUCUGAGGCCAGGCAUCGCUCCAGUGACCAGUCUAUUCAUUGAGACCAGCACCAUUGCCCCAGUCUAUUCAAUAGUCGAGUACAGUGUUAGUUGUAUGUUUUGGACUUUAAGUUAGUCUAUAGCUAACCAUGUACUCGACUAUUGAAUAGACUAAGAACCAGCGGAGCCAUAUGUAAAUAUCUAAAAUUUCUAAAUUAUAGUGAAUGGUAAAAGCAGAUGGCUUUAGACUUUAGUCUUUAGACAAACAUCAAUGGAGGGAAACGAACCCUCAGAGAGCAGCAUGUAAAAAUCUAAAUAGUUAAAACAAAUGGCUUUAGACAAA